Nannospalax galili (Upper Galilee mountains blind mole rat) is the source of this 1509-nucleotide messenger RNA. RefSeq names its product androgen induced 1 (gene Aig1). Bases 213 to 929 code for a protein of 238 amino acids. The record is from RefSeq and is a predicted model, not a curated record. The transcript is spliced from 6 exons. Lineage: Eukaryota; Metazoa; Chordata; Mammalia; Rodentia; Spalacidae. Gene Ontology annotation, cellular component: membrane; endomembrane system.
AUGACGCCACGCCGCCUGCCCGUCGCCGGCUCACUCCGGCCCCGCCCGCGCAGGUCGCCCGGGCGCCUGCGGCCGCGCCUGUCCCGGGGGACGCCCCAAGCUGCCGCCCCACCCCGCCGCUCCCCGGUUCCCACGGCGCCCGCCCCCACGCGCCCGGAUCCACGCCCGGCCUGCCCCGUGCGCCACCCAGCCCCUGCAGGAGGCUCGCGAACAUGGCGCUCGUUCCCUGCCAGGUGCUGCGGGUGGCCAUCCUGCUGUCCUACUGCUCCAUCCUGUGCAACUACAAGGCCAUCGAAAUGCCCUCUCAUCAGACCUAUGGAGGGAGCUGGAAGUUCCUGACGUUCAUUGAUCUGGUUAUCCAGGCCGUCUUCUUCGGCAUCUGCGUGCUGACUGAUCUUUCCAGUCUUCUGACCAGAGGGAGCGGGAACCAAGAACAAGAGAGGCAGCUCAGGAAGCUCAUCUCCCUCCGGGACUGGAUGUUGGCUGUGCUGGCCUUUCCCGUUGGGGUUUUCGUUGUUACGGUGUUCUGGACCAUCUAUGCUUAUGACAGAGAGAUGAUAUACCCGAAGUUACUUGACAACUUUAUCCCAGGGUGGCUAAACCACGGAAUGCACACAACAGUUUUGCCCUUUAUAUUAAUUGAGAUGAGGACAUCCCACCAUCAAUAUCCCAGCAGAAGCAGUGGACUCGCGGCCAUAUGUACCUUCUCUGUGGGCUAUAUACUAUGGGUGUGCUGGGUGCAUCAUGUCACUGGUAUGUGGGUGUACCCUUUCCUGGAACACAUUGGCUCAGGAGCCAGGAUCAUCUUCUUCGGAUCGACAACCAUCCUAAUGAAUUUCCUGUACUUACUGGGAGAAGUCCUGAACAGCUAUGUCUGGGAUACACAGAGAAGUAUGGAAGAAGAGAAAGGAAAGCCUAAGCUGGAAUAAGAUCCGAGUCUAAGGAACUGCCAUUGAUUCUCUUGGCCCUGGGCACCAACAGUGAGGAGAAAACCUCUAAGGAAGCAGAGGCAUCAGCCUUCCCCCUGACCCCGAGGGAGGACACCUUUUAUAGACCAAUAUGUACACAAUAGCAGACACAGCUUUCCCAUAACUUUCCCUCAUUGUUUUAAAGUACUUUCUCCACAUUCCUUACGGAUGACAUCUUUUCCCCCUUUUCUAAUUUUAAAACUAAAAUUGGUCAUUGAAUUUUCAUUUCUGCAAUAACUCCAUUUAAUCACAGAAAAAUAAAAUUGGGUUGUGUUUCUUGUUGAGGAAUAUGGUAAAGUUAAAGGGGCAGAUGUGGAUCGAGGCAUUCAUAUUUAGUCCUAAAGGCGGCUGGUAUCAUAACCCGGGCCACAGUGUGGGCCCAAGAGGAGGCAGGAUAGAUGGUUCCUAUGGUCGCAGAGUCACAGUCGCCUCAAAUGAGCAGUGGUAGACAUGGCAUCACUUUAACCAAGACCCUAUUUAAUCUUAUGAAACUUUUUCUACAUGCAAACCUUAUCUUUAAUAAAGUCCUACCAACCCCAAA